AUAGGUGCUCGCUAAUAGCACUUGACCCGUUAAUCUGUUAAUGGCUAUAUGGAGGAUCUUUGUCUUUGUUUGUAUUCAACAUUCUUGUGUUUUUGUCUUUGAUCCACAGAUUGAACCGGCAACUCUGACUCUUAUGAACUCGGCAAGCACUCACAACGUUGUGGUUAGAUCGCAACGAACCCGGUGAAUCGAGUUUCAUUCCCGCUGAUGGCCAAGAUCAGUCGCAAAUAUCUUCACCGGUCUCGAUUCUGGCCCUCCCCAAGGUACCAAACAGAAAUAGUACCCAACAGCACUGGGGAGACAAAGGCCGCAGGGCAAGCGUGGUGUUAAGACUUCUUAGGUGUUCGCAAACAGCCUUGCCCCAACAGGUUCUGUAGACUAUACGGAGAUCUUUGUCUCUGAAGCGCUUCUGAUAAUUGGGAGCGCUUUGAAAUUCAUUACCUCUUCCUGUCGAGGCAGCCUCGGGGUUAAUCUUAUUUAAACAUAAAGGACGACACGCACCGUAAGCGCAUGUGCUGAGCGUUAAUUAUACAUACGUAAUUGCCUACUUUUAUUUCACGGGUGGGAGACCUGUUGAAUUCUCCAAUCCUGUGACGUGCGUAAAAUUUUGACAGCAUGUUUGAAGCCACUUUGUGCCUCAGCGCUGUAGAAUUCGUAACGCGCAGUUUUAUUUCGUACGGAUGCUCAAGAAAGCAGACGAGUGGGAAGAGCAGCCAGAAACAGCGCCAGCAAAUGUCCAGCUCUGUGGUCCUAUAUUCAGACAUUUGGCCAAUUCCAUUAAUGUGUACUUAUGCAUACCUUGUUAAUUCGUUUAGUCCUGACGGCGCGUUCGAGCGCUGUAAACCCAUUGUUAAACACAAGUCAAAUAGUAAAUAUUACUCUGUAGUAUAGAUGCGCACAUUUUGACCGUUAGCGAGACUGCCUUCUCAGUUAGCCCAUCAUUCCGGGGAUCACGUUACGGACCCAACUUUGGGAUUCCCUCCCAUUGUCUCUUUUCCCAAGCACAUAAACAGCCCUGCUAUAUUCUAGACACGUGUCACACACUCUUAACUACCAUACUUUGAUAGUGCUGUUUGUUGCUGGCCGCUUGAUCACGUUGGUAGGAUGAAUUGGUGUCGCUGGCGCAACGAGGCACUGGCGUUCAUCGUCGCCCCACGGAGUAAACGCCGUGCCAUUGUUUGACAUCGCCAGGGAUGAUUCUCGCGUCGGAUUUUUACUGCGCGAAACAAAACAUGAAUUACAAUGGCACAGAAUUUGCAAGCACUCUCAGCGUGACAGCAUCCAGAUAAUGAACUAGCUGUCUAACAAUCUAGCCGUCUAGUUAACGAGCUCGCUGUUUAACUAGCGUCACACAAUAUUGGCGAAAGCCACGGCCGCUCUUCGCCUGUAGCUCACAGACGCACAGAUCAAUCAAUACAUUCAAUUACAAAAAAACGCAAUUCAUACAACGUACGAAUGCGUAUGUCCAUAAAUAUUAAUUCAGAAUGAAAAUCUAAUCGGCGUUCCAGAGAAUCCAUUGAGCUCAGGUGAAAUGAACCAAGGAGGAGUGUAACAGCCACAGCGCUUUUGCAACAGCAGUGGCAGUGACAGGAGCAGCGGCAGCAGCAGCAGCGGCAACAGCAGUGGCAGUUAGCAGGAAUUCACUGCCCUCACUGUGAACACGUCCACCGUAAGAACUGGGAGCUUGGAAUUGUGUGGAGACAUAUUACUAUUGAUUUAAACAAAUUCUCAAUUUACUUCCAUAACCUUUAUUUGAACAUUGACAACACAAGAAAGCCUGGAGAUUCAAUACAAGGAUUAUUUUGUCGUUUUACCCGUGGGUGAUUUUUCUCGUCUGGCGUUUGGGCUGUAACAACGGCGCACGGCAGCCGGCUCCUGAAACUGGCACCACCGCCUCUCUCGCACCUUAUGGGGCGCGGCAGUCGGUGACGAGAGUAGAACGUGUGAAUUAGCACGGGGAAAGCAGCCGUCACACUGAGUGGCUCUACACCAUCUCUCCACACCUCGUCACAAACAGUAUUCAGUUACAGACACGCAUACUACAUACACACGCACGUCCCCUCGGGGAUUCGUUUUGGCCAGGUAUGUUUUGGUUGGCAACCCAGAUAAUAUUUGUGCACCCGGCACACCACAUCGAGUAUAUCUAUUGUUAUGGCUGUGGUUACUGCUACUUGUCGCAUGCCAACUACUCUGGACACCUUAUAAACGAGAUGAUUCCAACUGAAGGAAUUUCCAGGUGAACAAUUUUUUAUGAAGUCAAGUACUCGAGUCUCACAGGGACCCGGAAAAUAGUGAGUGAGGGAUUUGGCCCUGGCUCUGUCUGUGUGUGUCCACCAUUGGCUAGCAGUCUCUGAAUGUCUUGUCUCAUUGUGAGCAAAGUAGUCCUCUAAGAUUAUUUAACAAAUCUCAGAUUCUAGCCACGUGUAUUGUGUGUCUUGAAAUUACGAUGGUUUUUGACUUUCAGCACACAUUUGCUUAACAGAGUUAACAUUAUGGGGCAGCGGUGUUGAUGUGAGAGUCCAACAGCAACACCGAGGGUGUCGAAAUGUCUCUGUCUCUGCACAAUGAGCAAGCGAGAGUCCCUUACGCUUUGUUUCUCGCAUUGCGUUUCUCUUGGCGAGGACAUUCCCACACAAUUAGCACCUUUCCAGACAGUGAACACACACCGCACUCUAAUUAACAAGAGCAAUUAACGAAAACCUUUCAUGACCGGCGCGUACAGCCUGUGUAAAGCACAGAAUCGUCUCUUGUGCUCAACAUAAUCAUGGCUAACGCCAGCGGAGCCCUCACGAUCGCUGGUUCUCCAAAUCACACCAACUCACUCUUUCUGCUGACACCACCACUAACAUCAUCAUCGUCAUCGCCGACACCACUGACACCCUCAUCGUCCCGCGGUGGCAGCUCCGGUGCCCGCGUGCCACUGUCGGCAGUCCUAACCCCGGCAUCGAUGUUUGCACUCGGCGUCCUGGGCAACGCCGUAGCCAUCGCGGCCCUGGCCCAGACACCGCGGGGCCGCAAGGACGGCGCCUUCUACGCAUUGGUGUGCGGUCUGGCGAUCACCGACCUUCUCGGCACGUGCCUGAGCUCGCCGGUGGUGAUCGCCGGCUACGUGCGGGGUGGCUGGCCCGGCGGCGACGCGCUCUGUGGCUUCUUCGCCUUCACGCUGCUGUUUUUCGGUGCGGCCGGCAUUAGCAUCCUGUGCGCCAUGUCGGUGGAGCGCUACCUCGCCAUCAACCACCCGUACGUGUACAACCGCUACGUGGAUGCCCGGCGUGCCCGCGCGGCGCUCGCGGCGCUGUACGUGAUUAAUGGCUGCCUCUGCGCAUUGCCCUGCGCUGGCGUGGGCCGCAGCGUGGCCCAGUUCCCCGGCACCUGGUGCUUCUUGGACUGGCGCAGCGAGGAGCCGACGCACGCCGCCUACAACUUCGCGUACGGUGGCUACAGCGCGGCGCUCAUCGCGAUCACCGUCUUCUGCAACAUUGCCGUGUGCCGCGCGCUGCUGCGCAUGAAGCGUCGCACUUUCUGGCGCUCGUCGGUGGCGUCUGUGUCGGUGGUGGUGCCACCGCCACCGUCCUCCUGUUCUUCGGCACUGCACUAGAACGUCACGCGUCUCCGCCGGUCCCUCCUCGUCCCCCUCUGUCGCCACUGCGUUCGCUCGAACGGUUCUGUCGUCCGUUAGGGGCGGUAGCGGUGACGACGGUGGCGGCAGCAGCGGCGGUGGCGCUGGCUCGCCCUUGGUUUGUCCGGAGUUGGAGCGUGGCGGUUCAUGUGCUCCAAGCAGCGCUUGUGAAGUCGGCGAAGCAUCUUCGUGCCACAGAUGUUGUCGUUCGUCGA
Messenger RNA from Lethenteron reissneri (Far Eastern brook lamprey), 3834 nucleotides. Its product is annotated as prostaglandin E2 receptor EP4 subtype-like. Gene Ontology annotation, biological process: inflammatory response; positive regulation of cytosolic calcium ion concentration; negative regulation of inflammatory response. Lineage: Eukaryota; Metazoa; Chordata; Hyperoartia; Petromyzontiformes; Petromyzontidae. Gene Ontology annotation, molecular function: prostaglandin E receptor activity. The record is from RefSeq and is a predicted model, not a curated record. Gene Ontology annotation, cellular component: plasma membrane.